UACGUCCCUUGAAUGGCGUAUGGAGAGCAAAUAGGAUACGUCAUCAGGCUGUUGUGCUUUCUCUAAUUUGGCCUGCAAAUCAUAUCACCGCUAUGAAAACAGAUGCACUUUGAAGUAUAAAGAAAUUUACAAGAAAUCUCCUGAAAUGGCCGCGGAGGAAGACGGAGAUGUUUUUGAAAUUACCGAUUUUACCACUGCAUCUGAGUGGGAGCGUUUCAUCGCCAGGCUUGAAGAGGUUUUUCAUGAGUGGAAACUAGUUAAUCGCGAACCCCGACCACCAAUUCCUAAGGGAAAAUUGACAGAAGGUUUGUGGGAAGAAAAGACGGAGGAGGUUAUCUUUGCUGACUUUAAAUUUCUUGUCACAUAUACCUAUCUAAAGACUAAUCAGGUCGACGGCGAAUCUGAAAGCGCUAGGAACAGUCAAGAGAGAGAUGAAGGGGACGGAGAUUCUUGCGAAGAUGAGCAUAAGAUCCCUAACGUAUUUCAUGACAUUAUCAGUAUGGACAAUGAUUUUCCUUCACGUGCCCACUGCCUUUGUCGAUGGUAUGGCCUUCAGGAAUUUAUUAUUAUUCAGCCAGCACCAAACUAUAGCACCAUAGAGAGUGAAAGUCGAGCAAAAAUCUUGGAAAGCUCUUCAGCUAUAGCUCUGAACAAUUCUGUUUGUCAUGUGCCUGUUUUUAUACAGCUUCAGCAGAAGUGGAGGAAGCUUUACAGUGGGGUUGCUGUGGCUCCUGGAGCUGGUGUUCAGUUUGAGAUGGCUCAUUUGAAGAAGAUCCCAUCACAAUACACACAUCUGGCUGGGCUGCUUGAUGUGUUCAAGUCAAAAAUAGGCUGUGCUUACGUCUCUUUACCUCCAGUUUCUGUUUCUGUACGUUUUACAUACAUCUUAGAAGACUGGAUUCAUUCACCGUGGCCACAGCUGCCUCCCGAUUUCUCUUCUUUUGCUGAGGGAGAGGUGGGGUGCACAGAGUUGGAUGUUCUGCCCUUCGGUGCAUGUGAAGAUCCCGUGAAAGAGCUUCAUCUGUCCUGCACAUGGCCAAGUCUUUCAGAGGAUAUGAUAGUUGAGAAUAAUGCUUACUCUGAUCUGGACCCCCUACAAGCUCCUCAGUGGUCAGUUCGUAUUCAGAUGACAGAAGACCAGCAGUGCCUGUUAGGCCAGUAUCUCAGAGCCUUUCUUCAGCUGUGCACACUGACAGAGACUACAGAUGAUAUUUUGGGGCGGCUAACAACAGAAGGCAAUGAUGCUGAUAAGGACAGUAAUGAUGACAUUACUCAUGCACUGCACCGGCUGACUGAACCCAGUCUUCCCUAUCACAUACCCUCCUUAGGCAGUGUGGUAUCCAGGGCAACAACCCAUUUGAAGAUUAAGCCUGAGGAAGCUCCAGUCCCUCCUUCUCUGCUCAAUGAGAUUCUUCUGCACCUCUUUCCGGAUGCUACAGGGUUAAAAACUUCAGCAUCUCGCCAUACUAAAGAGAAACACCAAACAUCUAGAGAGUUAACUCCUGUUGAAGACACAGCACCAGCAUCAGCAAGAUCACAAAGGCUGGAAGAAGUCACUGCAGAGGUGAUGAAACAAAUCAAGUCAGCACCCUCAGAUAGCCUUACAUACAGACUGGCUGUGGCAUUUAUCAUCAUCAACCACAACCAUGGUGGUCUUCGUGCUCUGGCACAUCUGUGGCAGGAAUUCAUUCUGGAGAUGAGAUAUCGCUGGGAAAAUAGCAUCCUUAUUCCCGAUCUUGGCACUGGAUCAGUUUCGCCAAGAACUGUCUGUUCAAAACCAUCAGUUGGAAGCAUUCCUCAACCAAAUCUUGGGUCUUGCCUUUUGCACCAGAAACUUCAGAUGCUUAACUGCUGUAUUGAACGCAGGAUCAAGCGAGAGUCAGCAGGGUAUGGGCAUGAGGAUACUGCCCUGCACGAAGCCCCCUCUUCUGUAUUUGAGCCUGCUACAUCCUUGUGCCAACGUGAUGUUCCUGAUAAUAGCUCCCAGACUGGUGCUCGAGCUGAGCGAGCAGAGAGCUUUGCUAGUUCUAGUGAUGAGGAAUUUUUUGAAUGUGAUGAUGGGGAGGACAAUAUUGCUGUUGAUACUGAUGAUGACAAAAUAGUCAGUGAGGCCAAUAUUAAAAAGCAGAAGUUCAGCCAUAAGAAGAGUUUGACUUCUGAAAAGAGCAUAGAGAGCUCUGUAAGUGAAACUUCCUUUAAGGACUCUUUCACUUUCAGAGCAGAGGGUCGUCUAGCACAGAUAAAGAACUUGCAUUCUCUAGCCACAGGUGAGCCUUUAUAUAUCCCUGUCACACAAGAGCCAUCACCUAUGACAGAAGACAUGCUGGAAGAGCAUGCAGAGGUGCUAGCCAAACUAGGCACCACAGCUGAAGGAUCCAAGCUUCGAGCACGAAUGCAGAGUGCUUGCCUCUUGUCUGAUAUGGAAUCAUUUAAAGCUGCAAACCCUGGGUGCAUUCUUGAAGACUUUGUGAGAUGGUACUCCCCGAGGGAUUAUAUCGAUGAUGAGGAGGAAGAGGGGAUAGAUGUAACUGAUAGAAAUGUGAUAGAAGAAGAUGAUCAGGAAAAAAAAGAACAUGGCUUCGAUGGUGACAGCUUGAACCGAUGUAAGGACGGUCAGUCUAAAGCAAGCUUUGACAAGGCCUCUGUGGCACCACCCUUAGAAGCAGCAUCCCCUGCCAAAGAACCAAAACGGAAAGGUCAGCUCAGUCAGCGCAUGCAGAUUCCAGGAAACAUGUGGGUGGAGGUGUGGCAGAGUGCGCGGCCAGUUCCUGCCAGGAGGCAGAAACGGCUUUUUGAUGAUACAAAGGAAGCUGAAAAAGUACUUCACUAUUUGGCUGGACUACGGCCUGGUGAGGUAGUGCUCCAUCUUCUGCCAGUGGUUGUCCAUGCUUCAAUACUCAAGCUGGUAGAAAAGGAAGACCCAGAGGUACCCGUCUUGAAGACUCUUACAGAUCAAGUUAUUUCUAAGGCUACAAAAGUUACCCGCAUGCCCUACCCACCUGAACUGAAGCAGUAUGAAGAGGUCAUUCGUCUGAUUGAACUGGCAGAAACUGUUUUUUCGCGAGCACAGUCUUUGAAAACAAAACUUACACGAGAUCUGCUAGAGAGGGGCAAGGCUGAAGAGGAGCUUCACCAUUUUGUGGCCAGCUUGCUUCAGCAACCAGAAGUGACUGUGAGGGGAGGGCCUUUUGGCCCAGCUGGUUCUGUUGUUCACAGACUCUUUGUGGCUUCCCAGAAGGCAGCCCACAUGGUUGUGGAGGAGAGACUGGAAGAAAGUGAUCUGGGUGAUCAUUCCUUAUCUUUAGAUGUUUCACGACCACCCAGCACAAUUCCUGAUUUUCCACCCCCAGCAGCCCGAGAAUAUAUUCUUCGUGCCAUGAUACCUCAUCCAACCCCCUACUCACGCGUACUGCCUCAGCGCAUGUACUGUGUGCUGGUUGAAGGGGACUAUCGUCUUGCAGGUGCAUUUUGUUCUGACACAACAUUUCUGUGAAACGCUUUUUCUAUGAUGGUUUGACAGAACAUUAAUAAUCUGUUGUACAACAGAUGUAGGAAGAAGCUAACAUGCAACAAACACUUUAUCAGGACCAGUCAUCUAGCCUACAUGCAGAAUCAGAGACUAGUGAUUAUAAACUAUCUCAACUAAUGUUUUUAGCAGUUGUUUCUUAAUUUUUUGCUUAUGGAAAAAUAAAGUAAAUAGAAAGAAACUUUGAACUCAUAAACUGAGGGCAUUUUAAAGGGCAUGUUGGUUGUAAGAAAUAUAUCAACAAAAUGUAAUCAAAGUGAGUGUAGACAAAUUUUUGCAGCCAUUUAUUCCUAAGCUGUGAUUCUAUUCAAAAAUCCAUAACAGCACUGUUAUUAUAGUAAUAAGUAACAUGGAUUUUUAUAUUUAUUAUUAUUUUUUAUAUUCUCAGUGAGUUCAAAAAAUGAAGAAUGGUUGAAAAAUAUCUUGGUAAGAAUUUGUUUUGUUCUUCAAGAUUGUUAACAAAAAAGCUAUUAACUUUUUGUUGGUCUGUCUAGAUCACAGCAGACAUAAAUAAAAAAGAAAUUUUAUCUUUCAAUUUGUUAUUUGUUGAUCGCACUGUGCUUUCUAAAUUUUGGUAUAAUUUCAAAACAGUUCUUUGAUAAUGAGAAAAAAAUGGAUGAUCCCUAUAACUUAAUCUGAAGUAAAAGCUGACAUACCUUAGGUUUUUAGAUAUUGUCAUCCAUCAUGCUUCAAUUCUUCGCUAAAGAGCUUUUUUGGGGAGGGGGAGUGUGCUGUUGCACAUACUGCAAAGGCUUACUAUUAGUUAUAUGUUGUAUUACUGUGCUUAGUCACUUCAUUGUGAUUGUUUUUGCAUAAUGUUUCUCUAUGCAAGCCACUUGUUACUGCCAGUCUAAGACACUCUUCUUUAGCUCAUUUUCUAGAUAAGCUUGAACAGUGCUGAUGAUUGAUGUUCAUGUAUCCAAACACAAAUAUUACAUGCUGAGAUGGUCAUAUCCCUGAUGUUUGACAGUACAGUAAAACAAUUCUUGUUCAGGUUUUGUGCAAAUGCCUUUGGAAUUUUAGAUACUGCAAAGGGCUUUCAUAAGUACCGCUAAAUUGUGUUUAUUUUAAGAAAAGAAACAGUGGAUUAAGUAAAAUCAGUUAAGAAUUUAAAAAUAAAAAUUAUUGCGCUUUUUUAUUGUGUGUUUUCAUUUUUCUACUUUUCCUGUUUUCACUUUUUAAUCCUCUGGUGUUGAAACUCAGAUUUAAUUAAUGCAAAUACAUUGUCUAUUUUCAUUAUCUUUUUCUCAUUGUUGAAACAGAUUUUUUAAUAAGAUAAGCACGUUUUAAUCCAAAUAACAGUUUUUGUAAGAAGAGCUUGAGAAGUUCCAUUGUCAUCCAUGCUUUACAAGCAGUAAGUGACAAGUGGAAGGGCAACUGUUGAAGCCAUAAGCUUAUUUUCCUAUUCCAUUCAUACAUAUAUUCAUAUUGGCUAAAAUCAGUAGUAGUAGUCAUGAAAGUCCCACUUUCCUAGAUGUUGAUUAGUUGUACACUUAUAAAUGUUGUCAUCCAAAAAGCUAGUUGGUUUUUAAUUUAGUAUUGUACUUUAUCUGACAACUUUUAUUAGUUUUAAGAUUUCUUUCAGCAGACCAGCUACAUUUUUUUUGGCUGUUGCUGCAAAGGUCUUUUUUUAUUUUAAUUCUUCUUAACAAUCUGGAAGCAUUAAACAGAAAAAAAAUGUUUUUGCAAACUUUCCAGUAAUUUACUGUCACCAAAUCUCUUUAAAUUAUAGUUUGAAUGUAUUAUUGUUAUCUGAUUUAAAGUCUUGUAUGUCAACGUGAUUUUGUCAUUUUCUAAAGGCAAUAUAUGUUCACAGUUUUCAUUUUCAUUAUGAUAAAUUAUGAAUGACAUUCGUAAACCAUAUUUCCAGAUUUUGAAUUUCUCUGUUUAGUUUAAUCUUUUUACCCUUCUGUCCUUUAACUUGGUCUGAAAGCUAACACAAAUAUAAAAACUGCAGAGUGUCAUUGAAUACAGUUUAAUAAUUGUUUCUGUGAGAGUGCUGUUUUCUUGACAUACUGAGUAAUAUUAUGACACUUGAACAGCAGUGCAAUAAAUAACAGACAACAUUGAAAGCCUUGUAUUUUUAGUCUUCUUUAAUUAAAGGCUUAAGCCUUUGUUCAUCCUGAUUGAUUACCAAAGAUGUCACAGUUAGAGGAAUGCAGAUAUCGGCAGUGCCCAAUACUUAUUGGCAAACCAACUCAAAAACUCAUGAGUUUGGAGAACAAAGACUUUCACAUUUUGACAAAUCAACUGGCAAUGCAGCAGAAAUGGCUGGAUUCUUCGAAGGCUACUCUCUCACACUACUUUACUAAAUCUUGUCUGCCCACACUCCUGCCUGAAACCUUAGCUCCUCAUCAGACUCUGGCAUUCUAUCCCUCCCUCCCACAAAGACAGUCACGGACAACAGAUGUUCUCCCUCUGUUCUGCCAAGCAGUGGAACUCUUCCGCAUCACAUUUUCAUGUGUCAUCAUUAAUGUACAGAUUUUGUUUGUUUUGGUCAACUAAAAUAGAAGAUCUGUGAUAUGCAUUUAAUAAUAAUAAAAUAUGCUUAUAUAACACCAUAUCUUAGCCCUGUGGAUAAGCUCAUGACACUUAAAAAUGAUGUUAAUUUAAAAAGAAAAAUUAUAAUCAAGGCUGAAUGACUCAUUUUUUUUAUUCCCCAUUGUGGGUUAAAGUGUUUAAGUAGUUGACAUUUGCAAAAUUAUUUGGAAAAAUAUGCUCCCAUUUACCAAGUAAUAGGAGGGGGAAAAUAAGUAUCCUAUGACAAGUCAGCAACUAAGGCUAUAUUAUGGCAAGCCAUUUAUCUAGCGAUGAAUUGCAAAUAUGUAAAGGUUUGCAUUGCUUUUGGUUUUUGAGUUGGUGAAGGAGCUUCUAAGUGAAACUAAAGGAAGGGGUUGAAAGUUGUGUUUAAAGUGUUUAAAGUGUGCUCUGAAUGCAGUGUGUUAGUGACAGUGUACCAAAUACUGAAGUUUUUGUUUCUAUUAAACUCUAACAUCUCACAACUCAUGCCACUCUCUGAUACUUUGUGUUGAAAUUGAAUAUCGUUUAUCAUAAUUCAUAUUUCUUGUAGUCUAUGUUCCAUAUGCUAAGCUGCUAUGUAACACAUUUUCCUUGAAGAUUCUGCUGAAGUUGGUUUCAUUAGAUUAGUCUAGUUGACUUGUACAGUAAACAUUUCCAUUAAACAGCUUAAGA
Molecule: messenger RNA, 6718 nt
Organism: Pomacea canaliculata
Lineage: Eukaryota; Metazoa; Mollusca; Gastropoda; Architaenioglossa; Ampullariidae
Product: rab3 GTPase-activating protein catalytic subunit-like
Exons: 6
Coding region: 146-3493 (1115 amino acids)
Biological process (GO): positive regulation of GTPase activity
Molecular function (GO): GTPase activator activity
Source: RefSeq, a predicted model, not a curated record